AAAAAUCUAUACAAAGAUUUAUGUAAAGAAGAUGUAUUACUUCAGUUACAAGCUCUUGGGUUAGUAGGAAAAGUUAUCACUGGGCCUUGGAUGACCCUUCUGUACAAAAAUGCAAUGGGCAGGACAAAUCUUCAAAUAAGCCAAAAUUUUCAAUAUGCUGUUAGCAUGUUGGAGAAAUUGAUUGCUAGUCCAGUGCUGAUUAAAAGCCACACAACAAUAUUUGAGGAAGUCUCCCUCAAACAUGAUGAUGUCCAUGCAGCACUUUUAAAUAGGGCACAUGACAGUGUUAAACUAGAAAAUAUUUUGUCUUGUUUGUUGCAAGAAACUCUUGUUGUUAUAAAAAGGCAGAUGGGCAGUUAUUUAUCAGAUCCAUCUGAUGAAAUGCUUGAGGCCACCAAGUCUGCCCCCCCACACAAUAUACACUGUGAGAGAAUACUAGGAAUGGCUGAUUUUUUAAUUCGUCGAGCGCCAAAUGCCACUAUAGGUUUUGUAGAUUGCAAGGUUAAAGCUAAAUUAAAUAAAACAAUGGAGUGGCUUGAUGCAAAAAGUAUCAAUGAACAAAAUCAGCUAAUUGAUUUUGCUAUAACUGAAGGUGCUCGCAGGCGAAGAUCUCACAAAACCCAACAGCGAGAAAUAGAAAGUGAAAUCAUACAGAGAAGAGAAGAAUCAAUUAAAAAGAAAGAAAAUAAAGAAAGAAAGAAGUUAAAGAUAGAUGUUGUUGAUAAGUUGGCUAAAGGUCAGUUAUUUAUAAAUGAUGAAAUAUUCUGCAAUGUGGAGACCAGACAAAAACAAGUAUUAGCUAAAAUUAUCAAUGGAGAGGAUAUGACUGGCCAACUGCUAAAACACAAGUGGGAAUGUAUAAAUGACAAUGACACCUUUUAUUUUGGUAGAAUAGUCUUAAGACUCUCAGCUAGUGAGACAAAACUUGAUAGAUUUGUAAUUGCUUAUUGGUCAAUUGAUGAGGAAAAUAGUGAAGACUCAGAACUCAAUGUAGAUACUUUAAUAACUGAUAUGAUCAGUAAGCAUCUGAUGUUUGAGUUUUAAUGUACAAGUUCUUUUAGAAGUUAUAUUGUACAAUGUAUAAAUAAAAGCUAUAUCCAUUGCAAUGCACAAAGUUAGUCUCUUUAUAAAACACAAGAAUGUAUAUAAAAUAAAUUUAUGUGACUGCUCAUUGUUCAACAAAAUAAAAUUCUAAGUUCAUGUUUGUCAAUAUGUAGUUAUGAUAUCUG
Messenger RNA from Physella acuta, 1229 nucleotides. RefSeq lists its product as uncharacterized. The record is from RefSeq and is a predicted model, not a curated record. Lineage: Eukaryota; Metazoa; Mollusca; Gastropoda; Physidae.